Pollicipes pollicipes is the source of this 793-nucleotide messenger RNA. RefSeq names its product peroxidasin-like. The annotation marks the transcript as partial. NCBI's taxonomy places the organism in Eukaryota, Metazoa, Arthropoda, Thecostraca, Pollicipedomorpha, Pollicipedidae. The record is from RefSeq and is a predicted model, not a curated record. Gene Ontology annotation, biological process: positive regulation of synapse assembly; axonogenesis. The transcript has 7 exons. Gene Ontology annotation, molecular function: protein binding.
UCACCGCCGAGGGGAGCGAGGGGCGGGGAGAGGCGACGGUGCGCUCCGGUCGGCGAUGAGCUAGGAGCUUCGUGACCGACCCCUCCAAGACUGGACACACGCGCCGCGGCGUUGUCAUGGCGACGGUGUGGGCCGCCGCACUGCUUCUGCUGUUGGGUCUGGUGCCGGUGACCCUGGGUCAGGUCAACUGCCCGCCGCGCUGCCUGUGCUUCCGCACCACCGUGCGCUGCAUGUUCCUGGGCCUGAAGCAGCUGCCGCAGGUGCCUGCCUCCACCACAAUCCUGGAUCUCAGGUUCAACGAGAUCGAGCACCUGCCACCGGGCAGCUUUCUGCGCAUGCGCAACCUCAACACACUACUCCUCAACAACAACAAGAUCGGCCAGCUGAACAAGGGCACGUUCGCGGGGCUGGACGACCUGCGCUAUCUAUAUAUGUACAAAAAUAGGAUACGCCACAUUGAUAGCGAGGCUUUCCACGAUAUGCCGAAGCUAGAACAACUGUACCUGCAUUACAAUUACAUUGAGGAUGUCAGCGCGGAAACGUUCAGCAACCCUACCGUCCAUCGAGCGUUCCUGCACAACAACAAGCUGCAGCGGAUACCCUACGGCGCAUUCAGCAACCUGACCUCCCUGAAGCGACUACGGCUAGACAGCAACGCUCUGAUCUGCGACUGCCGCAUGCUGUGGCUGGCGCACAUGCUGAAGGAGCACGCGUCGCGGUCGGUAGCCAGUGCCACCUGUCAGGAGCCGGCCGAACUAAACGGCCGCAGUAUAGCCGACAUCGAGGAUCAAAU